This is a messenger RNA of Paramecium octaurelia, 762 nucleotides long. The record is from the annotation of a GenBank genome assembly. NCBI's taxonomy places the organism in Eukaryota, Ciliophora, Oligohymenophorea, Peniculida, Parameciidae.
UUUUUAAAAUAUUCUGAUUAUGUCUUACGAUUUUCUUUUUAAAUAUAUCAUCAUAGGAGACUCAGGUAAUACAUUAGAUUUAAAAAAGGUGUUGGAAAAUCCUGCCUUUUGCUUCAAUUAUUAGAUAAAAGGUUCCGAUAGAAGCAUGAAGUUACAAUUGGAGUAGAAUUCGGUGCUAAGCCCAUAGAGGUUGAUGAUCUGAACAUAAAGUUGCAAGUGUGGGACACUGCAGGACAAGAGGCAUUCAAAAGCAUUACUCGAACUUAUUACAGAUCAGCUGCUGGUGCUUUAAUUGUUUAUGAUGUCACAAAGUAUAUUAUUAAAUUUCUAUUAUUACAGACGGGAAUCCUUUAACAGUGUUUAAACCUGGAUUGAAGAGGCUAGGCAGAACGGAAACUAGACAAUGAGCAUGAUUUUGGUUGGCAAUAAAACUGAUCUAGAGUCAAUGAGAGAGGUAACCACAGAAGAAGGAAAGCAGUUGGCUAAGCAAUAAAAUAUAUUGUUUAUUGAGGCAAGUGCAAAGACAGGAGAUCAUAUUGAUGAUGCAUUUAUUAUUAGUGCUAAAGAGAUCAUCCAAAAAUUAAAAAGCAAAUAAAUUGAUUUGCGUGAUGAAGUAUAUAAUAAUUAUAAUAAAUAACUAGAAUUGUGGUAUUAAGAAGGGAGCAAAUACUCAAAACAAAAAUACACUUCAAAAUUCAGAUGACGAUAAAAAAUAACUAAAUAGUUGUUGUUGAGUUAUAUCAAUUUCAUUAGUUUCUAAAC